Molecule: messenger RNA, 433 nt
Organism: Canis lupus familiaris (dog)
Lineage: Eukaryota; Metazoa; Chordata; Mammalia; Carnivora; Canidae
Gene: GNGT1
Product: G protein subunit gamma transducin 1
Biological process (GO): G protein-coupled receptor signaling pathway
Cellular component (GO): heterotrimeric G-protein complex
Molecular function (GO): G-protein beta-subunit binding
Source: RefSeq, marked provisional
GACCAUUCAUAAGAAAUCAGUUAUCAUAGAAAGCUAAAGCAAAGAAACAGUUCACUUACAGGCAAAAGAUGCCAGUGAUUAAUAUUGAAGACUUGACAGAAAAGGACAAAUUGAAGAUGGAAGUUGACCAGCUCAAGAAAGAAGUGACCCUGGAAAGAAUGCUGGUCUCCAAAUGUUGUGAAGAAGUAAGGGAUUAUGUUGAAGAAAGAUCUGGGGAAGAUCCACUAGUAAAGGGCAUCCCAGAGGACAAAAAUCCCUUCAAGGAGCUCAAAGGAGGCUGUGUGAUUUCAUAAGAAAAAAAAAGUUCCUUGGAAUAGCUUGAGUUUUAAUGACAGUACUAAUUUUUGGUCAUCUAUAAUAAUACUAUUAAGCAUGUACAUAACCUUUUAAUUUAUGAAUAUAAACUUUUAAUAAAAAUUGGGAUGUGAUAAUG